AUGCCGGGCGGGCUGGCGCUCCGGGCAUGGGGACCCCGCGGGCACUGUGGCCACUCGUCUGGGCCGUGCUGCAGCUGGGCUGGCAGCCAGGAUGGCUCCUAGAUGCCCCCAGCAGGCCCUGGAGCCCCCUCACCUUCUCCCCGGCCCGGCUCACUGUGCCCGAGGGGGCGAACGCCACCUUCACCUGCAGCUUCUCCAGCAAGCCCGAGCACUUCGUCCUCAACUGGUACCGCAUGAGCCCCAGCAACCAGACAGACAAGCUGGCCGCCUUCCCCGAGGACCGCAGCCAGCCUGGCCGGGACCGGCGCUUCCACGUCACGCCGCUGCCCGGCGGGCGACACUUCCACAUGAGCAUCAUGGCCGCCCAGCGCAAUGACAGCGGCGUCUACUUCUGUGGGGCCAUCUACCUGCCCCCCAAGACGCAGAUCAACGAGAGCCGGCCUGCGGAGCUCACAGUGACAGAGGGAGUCCUGGAGCUGCCCACAGAGCGCCCCAGCCCCCCACCCAGGACCGAAGGCCAGUUACAGGGCCUGGUCGCCCGUGUCACAAGCGUCCUGCUGGGAGCUCUGCUGCUGGUGCUGCUGACCUGGGUCCUGGCAGCCGUCUUCCUCUGGGCCACUCGGGGUACCCUCGGAGACCGACGACCCGUCCCUUCUUCUCUCCCCAAGAAGGAGGGCUCCUCCACCGGGCCUGCGUGCACCGUGGACUACGGGGAGCUAGACUUCCAGUGGCGAGAGAAGACCCCGGAGCCCCCGGCCCCCUGUGUCCCGGAGCAGACCGAGUACGCCACCAUCGUCUUCCCGGGCAGGCCGGGCUCCCCAAGCCGCAGGGCUUCCGCAGACAGCCCGCAGGGGCCCCGGCCACUGAGGACUGAGGACGGACACUGCUCCUGGCCCCUCUGACCGGCUUCCUCGGCUGGCCCGAGUCCUUCAGACCCUCCGCCAAGAGCCAGGGGGGCACCUUCCCUGGAAGAGCACAGAGUGGUAGGGCAGCCCAGGAGGUGAGCCUGUCCAAGGGUGACCACGCCCACCCCUGCCAGCACCUGCCAGCCCUGCCCGGCUCCGUGGGCGGGGGAAGGAGCCUCACCCCGGACUCCAGACCCAGUCUCAGGCUGAGCUGGCCAGAGCCUCCCUCCUACACACGCCAGCUGCCUCCCAGGAGGGCCUGGUGCCUGGACAUAGGGGCCCGCGGGUCCUGGUUGGAGACUCCGCCUUGGAGCAGGCCUGGUAGGUCCAGCACGGAUCCCUCGUGGGGCGCACGGGGAAAUGCACAAGGUCAGGGCUCCCCUGGGGCCUCGUGUUCCCCCAGGCCUGGAAGAGAGCUCCUGGCGGCGGUGGGGCCCCUCCACCCUCACGCGUGCCCAGGCCCGUCAUGCAGCCCAGGAAACAGGCAAUGAAGGGAGCUGGCGGAGCUGGAGUCACGCCGCCGAGGCCAUCCUGGGGGCCCUGGUGUCCCCCGUGUAUCCCCACUUCUCCUUGGCGCCCAUUCACAGUGCUACUUAAAGGGGCCUCCGCCGGGCCCCCUCCAGGGCACUGGGGCAGGUGCGGGGCCCCCUCGGCAGGGACCCCUCCGACGGAGCCGCCACUCCCUGUGGCCUGCACACAACGUCCGGGGCAGCUGGGUGUGGGGGACUCUGAGGCACGUGUCCCUUCUAGGGGUUCACGCACACUUCCUUGCUC
This is a messenger RNA of Lagenorhynchus albirostris (white-beaked dolphin), 1679 nucleotides long. RefSeq names its product programmed cell death 1 (gene PDCD1). Gene Ontology annotation, cellular component: external side of plasma membrane; membrane. The transcript is spliced from 4 exons. The coding region runs from base 27 to 902 and encodes 291 amino acids. NCBI's taxonomy places the organism in Eukaryota, Metazoa, Chordata, Mammalia, Artiodactyla, Delphinidae. Gene Ontology annotation, biological process: negative regulation of immune response; positive regulation of T cell apoptotic process. The record is from RefSeq and is a predicted model, not a curated record.